Purpureocillium lilacinum is the source of this 912-nucleotide messenger RNA. RefSeq lists its product as uncharacterized. Lineage: Eukaryota; Fungi; Ascomycota; Sordariomycetes; Hypocreales; Ophiocordycipitaceae. Gene Ontology annotation, molecular function: chitosanase activity. The record is from RefSeq and is a predicted model, not a curated record.
AUGGAGAGCGCGCUACGAUUCUUUGCCUUGACCGGCCUUUUGAUGGCCUCGACGACCACGGCUCGUGAUGUACCACAGAAUGUCAGGGACUUGUACAAUUCGAUCCGCAGUCAGGGCUCGUGCAAGAACCAGCUCAAGGGCGGAUUCUACAGCCAGGAGGGAGAUUCCAAGAACUUUGGAUACUGUGGCGACCACCUUGCAGACUACAAAAUCAUGUAUCUCCAGGGCAAGAAUGGCGAGUUGGUGAACAUGGACAUUGACUGCGACGGUGCCCUCGGUGAGGGCGACGGCAGCUGUGACAGCUCGGGUGAUACCCAGCCUCAGACGACCUUCCAGGAGACCGUUGCCGGCUACAACAAGGGAAUCAAGGACCUGAAUGCCUAUAUCCACUCAUUUGUCGUCUUGGGCAACGACGGCAGCAAGAAUGGGUACAUUGAGUUCAAGCCAGAGCAAUACGGCAUCGAGCCCCUGUCCACUGUUGCCGUGGUGUGCGGCGACAAGAUGUUCUAUGGUGUCUGGGGAGAUACCAACGGCGAUGACGGCCCGCCGCUCAUUGGCGAGGUGUCCGAUUCCCUCGGUCGCGCAUGCUACGGCAGCGCCGUGAACGGCAACGCAGCGCACGACGAGAACGACGUGCUGUACAUUGCGUUUACUGGCUCCGACGCUGUUCCGGGGGCGAACGGUGCCAAGUGGAAUGCCAAAAGCUUUUCCGAGUUUGAGUCCUCCCUCGGGUCCCUGGGGGACAAGCUCGUGCAGCGUAUUGCUGGCGGCGGCGGCGGCGGAUCGCCUGGAGAUCCACCAGCCUCGGACUGCUCCUGGGAGGGCCACUGCCUGGGGGACAAAUGCUCCAAGGACGGCGACUGUGACGGCGAGUUGGUCUGCAAGGCGAAGAAAUGCGCCGUAGAUGCGUGA